Molecule: messenger RNA, 444 nt
Organism: Brettanomyces bruxellensis
Lineage: Eukaryota; Fungi; Ascomycota; Pichiomycetes; Pichiales; Pichiaceae
Gene: HNT1
Product: Adenosine 5'-monophosphoramidase
Exons: 2
Coding region: 1-444 (147 amino acids)
Biological process (GO): nucleotide metabolic process
Molecular function (GO): catalytic activity
Source: RefSeq, a predicted model, not a curated record
AUGUCUAGUACUGCUCUUAACGCCUCGUGCAUCUUUUGCAAAAUUCUAAAGGGCGAAAUACCAUCGUUCAAAGUCUACGAGACAAAGUACAGUUACUCGUUCUUGGACAUUGAGCCAACUGCAGAGGGCCAUAUUCUCAUCAUUCCAAAAUGCCAUGCUGCUAAAUUGCACAAUGUGCCGGAUGAAUAUUUGGCAGACUUGUUGCCUGUGACCAAGAAGCUUGUUAAAGCUCUCAAUCUUGAUAUCGAUUCUCCAGAGGGUGCCGGCUACAAUGUCCUCCAGAAUAAUGGUCGAAUUGCCCAUCAGUACGUUGAUCACGUGCACGUCCAUUUGAUUCCAAAGAGAACCGUCCAGGAAGGUUUAGAGGAAGGAUGGCCAGCACAAAAAGCCGACAUGGACAAGUUGAAGAAGUUGGCUGCCGACUUAGCUUCCAAGUUGAACUAA